Ictalurus furcatus (blue catfish) is the source of this 4872-nucleotide messenger RNA. Its product is annotated as E3 ubiquitin/ISG15 ligase TRIM25-like. The coding region runs from base 55 to 1731 and encodes 558 amino acids. The transcript has 6 exons. Gene Ontology annotation, molecular function: protein binding; zinc ion binding. NCBI's taxonomy places the organism in Eukaryota, Metazoa, Chordata, Actinopteri, Siluriformes, Ictaluridae. The record is from RefSeq and is a predicted model, not a curated record.
GUCUCUCUCUCUCUCUCUCUCUCUCUCUCUCUCUCAGUGUGUGAGUGCAGGAAAAUGGCAGAAUCCAGUAUUUCAGUAGCUCAGCUUUCAGUAGAUCAGUUCAGCUGUCCAGUGUGUCUGGAUCUCCUGAAGGAUCCAGUGACUACUCCCUGUGGACACAGUUUCUGUAAGGUGUGUAUUAAUGGCUGCUGGGAUCAGGAGGAUGUGAAGGGCGUCUACAGCUGUCCCCAGUGUAGAGAGACUUUCACUCCAAGGCCUGUUCUACGCAGGAACAACAUGCUGGCUGAAGUGGUGGAGAAACUGAAGAAGACUGAACUCCACGCUGCUUCUCCUGCUCACUGUUACGCUGGACCUGGAGAUGUGGCGUGUGAUUCCUGCACCGGGAGAAAAUGCAAAGCUGUCAAGUCCUGUCUGGUGUGUCAGGCCUCCUUUUGUGAAGAUCAUCUUAAACCUCACUUUCAGUCUCCUGCCUUUAAGAAGCACAAGUUAGUGGAAGCCUGUGCAGAGCUCCAAGAGAAGAUCUGCUCUCAGCACGACAAACUGAUCGAGAUCUUCUGUCGUACUGACCAAAGCUUCAUCUGUUACUUGUGUUCGAUGGAUGAACAUAAAGGUCAUGAUACGGUUUCAACUAAAGCAGAAAGAAUGAAAAAACAGAAUGAGCUACAGGAGGAGCAGAUGAAAUCCGAGCAGAGGAUCCAGGAGAAGCAGGAGAAGGUGCAGGAGCUGAAACAGACUGUGGACACUAUUAAGAUGCGUUCACAGGCAGCAGUAGAUGAGAGUGAGAGGAUCUUUACUGAGAUGAUCAGCUCCAUGGAGAAAAAGCGCUCGGAGGUGAAGGAGCUGAUCAGAGCUCAGGAGAAAGCUGAUCUGAGUCGAGCUGAACGACUCCUGAAGCAACUGGAGCAGGAGAUUGCUGAUCUUAAGAGGAGAGUCACUGAGCUGGAGCAGCUUUCACACACACACGAUCACAUCCACUUCCUCCAGAGUUUCCCGUCUCUCUGUGUUUCUCCUGGAUCUGAGGAUUCACCCAGCUUCACUGUCCAUCAACAUCUCUCAUUUGAUGGAGUGAGGAAAUCUCUCUCAGAUCUGAAAAAACGAGUGGAGGAAAUCUGUGAGGUGGAAUUCAACAAAAUCCGUCCACAAGCUGCAGCAGUUCAGAUGAUUUUACUCUCAGCACCAGAAUACAGAGAAGAUUUUCUGCAGUAUUUCUGUUAUCUGACUCUGGAUCCCAACACAGUACAUCAUCACCUCAUUCUGUCUGAGAAGAACAGAGUGGUGAAGCGCAGUGGGAGAAAACAGCGAUACUCUGAUCAUCCAGAGAGAUUUGACCCCUUGUAUCAGGUGUUGUGUAAGGAGAGUGUGUGUGGACGCUGUUACUGGGAGGUGGAGUGGAGCCAUGGUGUGUACAUAUCAGUCUCAUAUAAAGAGAUCAGCAGGAAAGGACGGGGUGAUGAGUGUGGGUUUGGACUCAACAGUCAGUCCUGGAGUCUGUGGUGUUCUUCUUCCUCUGUCUCUUUCUUCCACAACGACAUUGAGACUGAUCUCCGAGGUCCAGCGUCCUCCAGAAUAGGAGUGUAUGUGGAUCACAGUGCAGGAACUCUGUCCUUCUACAGCGUCUCUGACACGAUGAAGCUCCUCCACAGAGUCCACACCACAUUCACUCAGCCUCUAUACACUGGGUUUGGUAUGUGGAGUUCUGACUCGACUGUGAGGUUCUGUGAUCUGAAAUGAAAUGUUGGUAAAAGUUUUUAGCAAAAUUAUAACUGAGGUGAUAGAUUUAUUUUCUCCCCGAGUUAGAAUGGCACUUUUGUGUGCAGAAACUGUAACAGUGCUACAUUAUUAUUAUUAUUAUUAUUAUUAUUAUUAUUAUAUUAUUAAAAUGUUUUGGAUAAAUAAUUAAUACAUUAUGACGGCGGUAAAUCUAUCUAUCUCUAUAUCUAAAAGUAUUGGAAAACUCUAAAUCUCUAAAGCUAUAAAUUCAUGCUAGCAACAUACAAAAUCAUGCUAGCAACAUGCUAUUUCAUGUGAGCAAUAUGCUAAUUCAUGCUAGCAACGUGCUAGCUACAUGCUAAAUCAUGCUAGCAACAUGCUAACAUGUUAGCAACAUGCUAAUUCAUGCUAGCAACAUGCUAAAUCAUGUUAGCAACAUGCUACUUCAUGGUAGCGACAUGCUAAAUCAUGCUAGCAACAUGCUAGCAACAUGCUAAAUCAUGUUAGCAACAUGCAAAUUCUUGCUAGCAAGAGGCUAAUUGAUGCUAGCAAUGUACUAAACCACCCAGAACACCCUAGCAACUGCUUUGCAACACCCUAGUAACCAGCCAAAACACCCUAGCAACCACCUAUAACACUCUAGCAACCACCAAUCUGUCUGUCUAUCUAUAUAAUCAACUCUAUAAUGAUGGUCACUCUGUCUAUAUUUCAGUCUCUCUUUCUCAAGCCAACAUCAAAGUUUGUCGUGAUGAACUUCACCUAUCUAGUUUUAUUUUAUAUCUUUAACCAUUUUCUAGUCAGGAGUCAGGAAACACACAGUGCACUCAGAGCAUAAACAACAAUUUCGGAAGUUUUAAAAAAUAUAUUAAUAAGUAACUACUAUAUCUCAUUGACACACAAGAAUUCAGAGCCUUUACUGAGACACUUGAAACUGAGCUCAGGUGCAUCCUGUGAUCAUCUUAGAGAUGUUUCUACAACUUGAUUAAAGUUCUCCUGUGGUAAAUUCAGUUGACUGGUGUAGGGGAAAUGGGUCUGUUUAUACAGGAAGCACUAGAAAUGUGGGGUACAGUCAGGUCCGUAAAUAUUUGGACAUUGACAAAGUUAUUGUUAAUUUUAGCUGUCUACUACAGUGUAUUGGAGAUGAAAUUAAAGAAUGAAUGUGAGCUCAAAGUGCAGACUUUCAUCUUUAAUUUGAGGAUAUUUACAUCCAAAUCAGGUGUAGGAAUUACAGCACUUUUUAUUAUUCCCUCAUUAUUCCCUCAUUCUUUCACUUACAAGUAAGCAGAUAAAAGUGUAGAGUUGAUUUCAGGUGUGGCGUUUGCAUUUGGAAUCUGUUCUUGUUAACUCUCAAUAUGAAGUCCAAAGAGCUGUCACUGCCAGUGAAGCGAGCCAUCAUUAGGCUGAAAAAUCGAAACAAACCCAAAAACAUUAGGUGUGGCCAAAUCAACUAUUCAGUACGUUCUUACAAAAAGAAAGAAUGUAUGUUUUGCAUGUACAGAGGUCACAUUUUCUCCAGGAAUCUGUUCAUCAGUGGCUCAAACCCCUCCUGCACUCUUAAAAAAAGUGCCACAAAGAACCAAACAGGGUGUUUCAUAGCGAGGCCAUAGAAGAACCUUUUUCGGUUCCACAAAGAACCUUUUAGUGGAUGGUUCAUUUAAGAACCAUUUUUCCUUAAUGCCACAAAAAAUCUUUUCAGGUUCUACAAAGAACCAGUCAAAAAAAAAAAAUGUUCUUUAUGGCACCAAUAGAUCCAAAACUGCUUAAAAUUAACUAGGAUUUUUUCUGCAAUGAAACAAAUUUUCUCAUAUACAUUGUUUAAAAAGAACUAGAGUAACAAGAUUUGAAAAGAUGAUUAUUUAUUGAAUUACAAGUCGAUCUGUGUGUGUGUGUGUGAGAGAGAGAGAGAGAGAGAGAGAGAGAGAGAGAGAGAGAGAGUGUGAGUGAGUGAGUGAGUGUAUAUUAAUACAUAACAUUUGUCUCAAUUGUGACAAUUUUAAGAACAAUUUUAAAUAAUGCAGCAGAUCUUUUUCUUGGCAUCACAUACUUAUGUCAACCUUGAAAUGCAUUUCAUUCUUUACAAAUCAAGCCUAGUGGCCCUGUAUUAAAAGAAACUGCUGAAAUGUGACUACAACUUAUUACCAGUCUGAAAUGUUAUUACAAGUUAUCUUUCUUUCAGAUUCUAUUUAUUAUGGAACCAUUACAGAAACUCUUAAAAUUCUGUUUUUGUGAUGAAGAGGUUUAAAAUUAAAUUACAAAGCUGACAUAAACAGCAGCAACAAAGGACAAGAUCAAUAGUUUUAAGCAACUACAGAGAAUUAAAAACCCUUUGUACAGGGACAGGUCCACUCCUUUUAAAGACUAAGGCCUGUUAAUGUGAACACUGGAAAACACCUUCCAUCCCAUAUUACUGAGCAAUACAUGCCUGUUUUGCGUGUCCCAGUGACACUUCAUCAAGCCACUGGCAAACUUCUGCGACUGUCCAGUGCUCAGUCAUGCCUGUAAAGCAGAACAAAGACAUUCAUGUUAUAAAAUGCACAAUGUUAGUAAGUUGGAUCUGCAAUUUUACAACUGCACUUUAAAAUUUGACACAGCUAGCUUGGCAUGAAUAUUAACAAUAUUUUUUACUUUAUAUUAAUUCAACAAACAUCAAAUUUAACUUAAAAUAAUAUCCACACUGCAGUAAAUUAAUUUAAGAUCAUUUGAAAGUAAUUCCAUAUGGUUUAGGAUCUUCUCUGUUCUCAUGAUUCAUUCCCCAUUCAAUUGUGUCUUCUGGUCCUACAAGUGGUCUCUCAGAGAGAGAUUGGUUCAUUUUUGUGACCACACAAACACAUCAUCCUUUCGGUCAUGAAGGAAAUGACUUGGGAGAUGAACUAAUCAAUUCUGUUUCCUGUUCGUACAAGAGUCAGAAUUGAUUAGUGAAUCUCCCGAGUCAGAACGAAUCACUCUCGGUCUGUGUCCGAAAUGGCGGACUACCCUACUACACAGUAGUACUUUGGUUUCAUUAAUUUAUAUGUUUAAUUAUUUAUGAAUUGAUAAUAUUUGUGAAGUUCAUUUUUUUGUUUCGCAUUUAUUUUUUAUUUCAUUUAUUUAUUUAGCUUAAUGGUAUUAUCUUAGUAUGGUUAGAAAAAAUGACAAUGCUGAUGAAUAAAUGCUAUAAAUGUG